AUGGACUUUUCCUCCUAUCUUUGCCUUGUUGAGCUAGACAUGGAAGGCCUUCGCCAAUUGUGUUGUGAUCCCGAUGCUGAAGGGGACCAUCUCAAAGGUGAUUCCUCCGAGACCGGGCUCUCCUCCAACCCUGCUGCUUCUUUGCUUCUAGUCCCAGGUAGUUUAUGUUGGCUAUUCUGGGUUCGAAUUCUUCAUAAAGGUUAG
Messenger RNA from Lactuca virosa, 204 nucleotides. The record is from the annotation of a GenBank genome assembly. NCBI's taxonomy places the organism in Eukaryota, Viridiplantae, Streptophyta, Magnoliopsida, Asterales, Asteraceae.